Oncorhynchus keta (chum salmon) is the source of this 1336-nucleotide messenger RNA. RefSeq lists its product as uncharacterized. The record is from RefSeq and is a predicted model, not a curated record. The transcript is spliced from 4 exons. The coding region runs from base 1 to 1218 and encodes 405 amino acids. Lineage: Eukaryota; Metazoa; Chordata; Actinopteri; Salmoniformes; Salmonidae.
AUGGUUCAGUCCAACUCCGUGGAUGUAAUGGUUCAGUCCAACUCCAUAAUGGUUCAGUCCAACUCCAUAAUGGUUCAGUCCAACUCCAUAAUGGUUCAGUCCAACUCCAUGGAUGUAAUGGUUCAGUCCAACUCCAUAAUGGUUCAGUCCAACUCCAUAAUGGUUCAGUCCAACUCCAUAAUGGUUCAGUCCAACUCCAUAAUGGUUCAGUCCAACUCCAUGGAUGUAAUGGUUCAGUCCAACUCCGUGGAUGGCAGGGCUGGCCAACCCUCUUCCUGGAGAUCUACUGUCCUGUGGGUGUCAAACAUCAUCACAAUAACUAGGGCAGGGCUGGCCAACCCUCUUCCUGGAGAUCUACUGUCCUGUGUGUCAAACAUCAUCACAAUAACUAGGGCAGGGCUGGCCAACCCUGUUCCUGGAGAUCUACUGUCCUGUGUGUCAAACAUCAUCACAAUAACUAGGGCAGGGCUGGCCAACCGUCUUCCUGGAGAUCUACUGUCCUGUGUGUCAAACAUCAUCACAAUAACUAGGGCAGGGCUGGCCAACCGUCUUCCUGGAGAUCUACUGUCCUGUGUGUCAAACAUCAUCACAAUAACUAGGUCAGGGCUGGCCAACCCUCUUCCUGGAGAUCUACUGUCCUGUGUGUCAAACAUCAUCACAAUAACUAGGGCAGGGCUGGCCAACCGUCUUCCUGGAGAUCUACUGUCCUGUGUGUCAAACAUCAUCACAAUAACUAGGUCAGGGCUGGCCAACCCUCUUCCUGGAGAUCUACUGUCCUGUGUGUCAAACAUCAUCACAAUAACUAGGUCAGGGCUGGCCAACCCUCUUCCUGGAGAUCUACUGUCCUGUGUGUCAAACAUCAUCACAAUAACUAGGGCAGGGCUGGCCAACAGUCUUCCUGGAGAUCUACUGUCCUGUGUGUCAAACAUCAUCACAAUAACUAGGGCAGGGCUGGCCAACAGUCUUCCUGGAGAUCUACUGUCCUGUGUGUCAAACAUCAUCACAAUAACUAGGUCAGGGCUGGCCAACCCUCUUCCUGGAGAUCUACUGUCCUGUGUGUCAAACAUCAUCACAAUAACUAGGGCAGGGCUGGCCAACCCUCUUCCUGGAGAUCUACUGUCCUGUAGGUUUACAGUCCAACCCUCUUCCUGGAGAUCUACUGUCCUGUCGGUUUACAGUCCUACAGCAAUAUCCCAUCAUUACCCACAGCAAUAUUGAAAGUAUCCCCAAAAAGAGCCCUGUUCCCUAUAUAGUACACUACUGUUGAUCAGAACACCGUGCUGGGCCCUGGUCUAAAGUAGUGUACUAUAUAGGGAAUAGGGUGUCAAUUGAGACG